GCUUUCGCGCUCCCUCUCACCACUCUGGUUUCUUCGAAUUUGUAGGCGCGCACAUCACCAGGUCAUUCGUGUGAACAAGAGCGAGGCGCGAUGGCGGACACAGAAGGUAGCGGAACGCCUGCGAACGCGUUUCUCUCGGGGUCGAGCCUGCUGGUGGUCGACAUUCUGCCGCGAACAGACAGUCGACGCCUUGUCCCUUUUCUCCAAUUUUAUUCGCAUAUACAGAUUCUCACGGUGUGUAUACUUCUCCGAGCAGGCUUUCAAUCAGAGGUUAGUCAGUCGGUUAGUUGAUCUACACUAUUCAGCGCUGACAGUGCGGUCCCCAGGCUUGGCGAGCCCCGACUGCACGAGACCGCGUAUGACGGGGACAUGAUACUAGUUCCCAUGUCGGG
Schizophyllum commune H4-8 is the source of this 392-nucleotide messenger RNA. RefSeq lists its product as uncharacterized. The transcript has a single exon. The coding region runs from base 91 to 291 and encodes 66 amino acids. The record is from RefSeq and is a predicted model, not a curated record. NCBI's taxonomy places the organism in Eukaryota, Fungi, Basidiomycota, Agaricomycetes, Agaricales, Schizophyllaceae.